AUGAGCAGCUCAUCCAGCCCAGCUGAGUUCUACAGGGACAGGACCUCCCUCGUGUCCAUAGACUCUAGCGUCUUCUACAGCGAGCCCCCUCUUGUCUGUGACGACCCACUGGACUUCUUCACCAUCAACGUGGGAGGUAGCCGCUACGUUCUCUCGCAGGAGCUGCUGGCAUCCCACCCAGAAACCCGUCUGGGCAAGCUGGCCCUGUCCACACGGGACUCUGCCCUGGAGCUCUGUGACGACGCUGACUUCCUGGAGAAUGAGUUCUUCUUCGACCGCAGCUCACAGACCUUCCAGUAUGUGAUUAACUUCUACCGCACAGGCCACCUGCAUGUCAGGGAGGAGCUUUGCGUGCUCUCCUUCUUCCAGGAGAUUGAGUACUGGGGCAUCGACGAGCUCUGCAUCGACCCCUGCUGUCGGGAACGCUACUACCGCCGCAAGGAGCUCAAGGAGAGCCUGGACAUGCGGAACGAGGCUGAGACUGACGAAAGCCAGGACGACGACUUCAACGGCACGGCGUGCCCAGAUCUCCAGCGGCGCCUGUGGGACCUGCUGGAGAAGCCAGAGUCUUCACGAGCAGCACGCGCCUUCGGCACGCUGUCCAUCAUCUUCGUGGCGGUGUCCAUUGUCAACAUUGUGCUCAUCUCGCUGGACCUGGGGAAUGUGUGUGGGAACAGGAGCGGUGACGAGAGCGGGGGCAAUGAUGGGGGUACACCUUUCUUCGUGGACGCACUGGAAUAUGUGUGCGUGGUGUGGUUCACCGGCGAGCUGGUGUUGCGCUUUGUCUCUGUGAGCGACAAGUGCCGCUUCACCCGUAGUGUUCCCAAUGUGAUCGACCUGCUAGCCAUCCUGCCCUUCUAUGUGACUCUGGCAGUUGAGAGUCUGCACGGUGGCUCUACAGAGCUGGAGAACAUGGGCCGCGUGGUGCAGGUGCUCAGGCUCAUGAGGUCCCUCCGCAUGCUCAAACUAGGACGCCACUCCACAGGCCUCAAGUCCCUGGGCCUGACCAUCACCCAGUGCUACGAGGAGGUGGGUCUCUUGCUCCUCUUCCUCUCCGUGGGCAUCUCCAUCUUCGCCACGGUGGAGUUCUCCCUGGAGCAUGACAUCCCCGGUACCACCUUCAGCAGCGUGCCAUGUGCCUGGUGGUGGGCCACCACCUCCAUGACCACGGUGGGCUACGGAGACAUCCGCCCCGACACCACCCUGGGCAAGGUGCUGGCCUUUCUCUGCAUCUUGUCUGGCAUCCUGAUCUUGGCACUGCCCAUCGCUAUCAUCAACGAACGCUUCUCUGCCUGCUACUUCACUCUCAAGAUGAAGGAGGCGGCGCUGCGGCACGGGGAGGCGCUCAAGAGGCUGGCGCGGGGUUCACUGGGUGACUCGGAGGUGGGUGGGGCAGCAAGGGGAGGAGGGGUGAACCUGAGGGAUGUUUACGCCAUGAGUGUGAUGGAGAUGCUGAGGCUGCAAGGGAGGGAGAGGGCCAGCACACGUAGUAGGGGAGGGGGUGAGCUCUGGUGGUAGUGUGGAAGAUGGAGCACAAGAGCGGCUGUGGAGAAAAAGCUAUGGAAAAGUUAAGUCAUUGGGUUAAAGAUGGAAUCCGCUGGAAUCUGCCCCACCACUGUUAUUGUUUUUGUUUCCGAGCUGAGGAGCGUCGCGAAGCAUGGUAAAAAUGUAAAUCGGUUCAUACUGUGCUCUUUUAUCACACGUGCAAUGAUGUCAGAGGGGUAAAAACUGUGCAAACUGACGUGGUUGUUUCACCAUUAAGGAUUUCAGCUUUAAGAACACCAUCAGAAUAUGACAAUGUGUACAAUGUAUAGGACAUAUCUAAAGGAUGAUGAGGGGACAACUUUCAUGGCUAACCUUUUUCAGUGUUGUGUUCUGACAACUAUUGCAUGUUCUGUCUCCUCUGUAUG
Messenger RNA from Salvelinus namaycush (lake trout), 1910 nucleotides. RefSeq names its product potassium voltage-gated channel subfamily V member 1-like. Bases 1 to 1518 code for a protein of 505 amino acids. The transcript is spliced from 2 exons. Gene Ontology annotation, cellular component: membrane; voltage-gated potassium channel complex. The record is from RefSeq and is a predicted model, not a curated record. Gene Ontology annotation, biological process: protein homooligomerization; potassium ion transmembrane transport. Lineage: Eukaryota; Metazoa; Chordata; Actinopteri; Salmoniformes; Salmonidae. Gene Ontology annotation, molecular function: voltage-gated potassium channel activity; protein binding.